Molecule: messenger RNA, 1374 nt
Organism: Candidula unifasciata
Lineage: Eukaryota; Metazoa; Mollusca; Gastropoda; Stylommatophora; Geomitridae
Source: the annotation of a GenBank genome assembly
AUUCUCAACACAGGCCGUGACCAGCUCAGCCUAGAAGACCUCGAAGAGGACGGGGACAAUUCUUGCGACGGUACCACCAACAGACGAAACGUUGGGGAGCUGCAGAUCAAAUACAACGGCUUUGGCAUAGACUGGAUCACUUUCUUUCAGAACAUAAUAGAAUCACCAGACGUCUCAGAGAUUCGACUGUGUCAAGUGAAGCUAAGCCUGGAGCUGCAGCACUUGCUGAAGAUCACACCCAAGUCCUCCCUACGCCAGUUCAUCAUUCUCCACACGUUAAUACAUUCAGAUUUGUUUCUUCUCUUCAACAAAGGCCAUAUGACUGCAGUUCAGUCACUGGAUAACCUGGUAGUCUCAGAGACCUUAGAAGAUCAGUGUUUGGAUAUUCUUUUACAUUUUCUCCCUUCUUUGGAGAAGUUCUCAGGAUGUGACGACGAUACACUGUUCCACAAUCGCGGUAAUGCUUUGUCCACAUUGCGCAACAUACGCUCAUCGCUCUACAAUGUUCUAACCUCAUCCCUCAAGUUGACAAAGGACAACGCAGCCGUGGUUACUAACUCCAGCAUGAAGACCGUUACUGAUUCCAUUAGCGAAGAGCUAGUAGCCAGGUGUCAGGUCAGUGCUGGGCCUCAGGGACCUUUCGACGAGUACAAUUUCCAUUCUAAUAUGUUACGUAUUAUACAAUACCGACAUGCAGAAUACUUCCGAGGUCGUUUAUCAGGGGUCACCGGUGAUUUAGAUCUGUCUGCUUUAUGGAUAUCUUCCAGUGUUCAAGGCAACCAUCGAUCUCGAGCUGGUCCAAUAGUCUACCCAUCGCCAGUUCCUCAGCCGAUCACCUAUGGGUCAUUGGGCACAUUCCUAGCCUCCAGAGUGUCAAAUGGUUUGGGUAUAGAAGAUCUGCUCGACCACCAUGCCGAUGGGCUACUGAACCACAGCGUUGUCCUCGGUUUGGCAGUCAGGCUCAAGUGCUUGGUUGAGAUGUACGGAAAGAUGGAGAUGCUGGAUUAUGGUGCCCAGGUCUACAAGGUUGAUGGUGAUCUCACGAAAGGUCAACAGUGGAAAGAUCAACUAGCUCUCAAACUGUCUUAUCAGGCUUGGAAACAGCUGGACAACGAACUGGAGGUCGACCACUUCAUACCAGGAUUAACAUUCACACGACCCCAGAUGUUCUUCAUUGCUUUCGCUCAGACGCACUGUGAGAAAGUCAGCGAGAGAGGAAUACUCCAGUAUUAUGUUAGCGACGACCUGCUUCCGUCAAUACCAGGUCAACAGAGGGUGAACGGUAUUCUCCGGAGUUCCGAUGAAUUCUCAGAAGCGUUCCAGUGUUCCGACAACAUGUAUAUGAAUCCCAUGGACAAAUGUCGUAUAUUCUGA